UAGCGUUGUGUGAAUUCAAAAUUCGUACAAUGCUACGUUCGUAAUAAAUUUUUCAAACAAAUUAAUUUUUAACUUUCAGAAAAAUAUGGACGCCGUGAGAAGUUUUUUUUUAACUAUUGCUUUAUGUGCCAUAAUCACAAACAUCGUUUCCGUAUACUUUCUUUACAAAAAACGUCUAAAAAACAACUAUGUUAUCCUGUGUAUCAACCUAUCUUUGAGUGAUUUACUGCAAAGUUUUGCGGGAUACAUACCAGUAAUAUUUUUUAAACCAAAUUUACAAAAAGCUACAACACUGUGUAAACUAUCAGCAUUUUUUGUUGCUUUUCCGUCAUUCACAACAAUUGCAACGCUCACUGCAAUAGCCCUUUCAAGACUUUUGCUACUAACUACACGAUGUAAUAAUAAUCAAAUUAACUAUAAAAAAUUAUUUACCAAAGUUGCAAUACUCUCGUGGGUCUAUGGAUUUACUUGGGCUGUUUUACCACUUUUAGGAUUUUCUUCAUACACAUUAGAAAAUACAAACACUCGAUGUUCAAUUAACUUUUCACUUAGAAAUAAAAUCGAAAAAGUUUAUUUAAUAUUAUUGAUGGCCUUUAUAUUUUUUAUCCCUUUUACAAUAAUUUUAACUUCAUGUUAUUUUACAGCGGACCUAAUCAGCACAAAGUACAAAUAUUUUUGUAUGACAUACGGAAAAGAAAAUGUUGAAGCAAAAAGGUUCAAAGAAAAAGAAAAAAAAGCAUUUUUAUCGUUUAUACUUAUGGUGUUUUCAUUUAUAGUUUGUUGGACACCAUAUACAAUAAUUGGUUGUUUAUCAACUUUUACAUCAGCUAAAACACCUAAAUGGCUAACGGAAGUAGCGUCUAUUUUCGCAAAAUUAUCUGCUCUAGUGAAUCCUUUUGUUUACUUCUGGAAAGAUGCUUUAUUAAAAAAAACCAUUUCAAAAAGAAAACAAGAGUUUAAACUAUAUAACAUUGAUAUAAACAGAUAUAGGUAGAACCGCCCCCCACUUAUAUCUAUUUUAAACGUUGAAACUGUUCUACAUAAACACUGUUUUUUUAAAAUAGAAUUAUUACUCUUGAAAAAAUUGAACGAAAUUAGUUGGGCACCAUGUUGUUUGGCAACUUUUGCGUCAAAAUAAAACAUCAAAAUUACUUAUUGA
Messenger RNA from Hydra vulgaris (swiftwater hydra), 1159 nucleotides. RefSeq names its product melanopsin-B. Gene Ontology annotation, cellular component: plasma membrane; photoreceptor outer segment. Gene Ontology annotation, biological process: cellular response to light stimulus; phototransduction; G protein-coupled receptor signaling pathway. Gene Ontology annotation, molecular function: G protein-coupled photoreceptor activity. The record is from RefSeq and is a predicted model, not a curated record. Lineage: Eukaryota; Metazoa; Cnidaria; Hydrozoa; Anthoathecata; Hydridae.